UGUGCCUUCAGACCAUUGCCUGGGACAUCCUCCUGUUAAUCAUUCAUUCAUCCUACACUUCCCAGUUCAUUGCCCUGCACUUUUCUAACUGCAAAAAGUCUGUGGAUUUGUUAUGCUAGGGCAACACAGAGCCCUUUCAUCCACUUUAAUUACACCAUCCUAAACCUCUGAUAUGCACUUGAAUCCCUCCUGUAAAGUAGUCUGGAGGCAUUUUCAACCAGUUCCUCUCACUAUUUUAGGUGCUUAGAUGAGCACGAGUGACUUGGAGCAAAGGGAUGCAGGAACUGUAUUAUCCUGUUCUUAGGAGGGGGAAUUGGCCCGAGAAUCUAGCCCAGACCUCCCCCCCCCCCCGCCUGCCAUAUCUCCAGUGCAGGGCUGGUUCAGAGAGAUCUCUGCAAGCCAGUCCAGAGUAUCGAGCUGCCUAAGAGAGAUAUGAAUGAGGUUGGGCCCACCAUGGUUGGCGAUGAGCAUUCCGAUCCAAACUUGAUGCACUACCUAGGGGCCACUAAAAGAAACAUGCUGGGGAAUCAUUUCUGGGAAUACUAUGUGCAAGAUGCUCCCCGGAUCGUCUUGGACAAGCUGGAGAAGCGUGGCUAUCGUGUGAUCAGCAUGACGGGAGUGGGACAGACACUGGUGUGGUGUCUUCACAAAGAAAGUACAGAGAACUCAGAUUUUCUUCCUGCCCAAGAUAUUGCUGUAAAUCGCCCAGCAUAGGACUGCCUUCGUUUUCCAAUAUGUUUGUUUUAAGGCAUUAUGAAGUCAGACCUUGCUCAAAACCCUGCAUUAUGAAACAUAGGCACUGCUACCAAAAGGUCAUAAUAGGAAGGUGGCCUCGUUAGCUUCAAGGGUUAGCCCUCAAGGGAUUACUCCUUUUUGAUCAUUAAUAUGAAUGCCAGCUGGAACGGAUAAUAUGGCAGUGUUAUCCCCAUUUGUUACUGCUGAAUGAUCAAAACCUGUCAUUAAAUCCACUGUGUCAGUAACAAUCUCACACGAGAGUGGGUAGGGGAGACAGUUAAGUGUAAGAUUAUUGCUUUGCUGGGAAUGAGAGGUGGUUGGGAGGAAAGGCUGCAGCAGAACAAGUUGUCACCAUUAAGCACAGUAUAUCUUCAAGCCAAACAUAAUUUUAAAUUAAAAGAGAAUGAACAGAAUCCAGAAUGUGGCAAAUUGAAGGGAAAAGAUCCUCUAAACAUUUCAACAUCAGUUUUGUAAUUGUCCCAUUUCCCCUUUCAUCACUGGGAAUAUUUGGAACUGAGUGUACUAAGUAAGCCAUUCUUAAAAUAGCUGGUAAAAUAAAAGAAUUUAAGAAAACAGA
This is a messenger RNA of Rhineura floridana, 1312 nucleotides long. It is a transcript of the gene GCHFR, whose product is annotated as GTP cyclohydrolase I feedback regulator. Gene Ontology annotation, molecular function: GTP cyclohydrolase binding. The record is from RefSeq and is a predicted model, not a curated record. Bases 433 to 714 code for a protein of 93 amino acids. The transcript is spliced from 3 exons. Lineage: Eukaryota; Metazoa; Chordata; Lepidosauria; Squamata; Rhineuridae. Gene Ontology annotation, cellular component: cytoplasm; nucleus. Gene Ontology annotation, biological process: negative regulation of biosynthetic process.